AACUGAUUGUGGAAUAGUCUAACCAGAUACAAUGUUGAGUAAAGUAGGUCACCAUCAUCCUAACAAUAUGCGUUGGCGUAAAAAGCCUGAUAAUCGUAGACUACAAGCAUACAGAACUGUACUUAAUUUCAGCCCACUUGAAGGAACAGCUCGUUUUCCCAAAUUGGAAGAUUGUUCCCACUUCCAUUAUGGCUUGGUUUCAUUCAGAGAACUUAAGUUGAAACUCUGUGAAAAUGACCCCAAUAGAUGUCAGCACAGUUAUCAUGAAACAAAAGAACAGACCUACCUGGUUGAAGUAUUAUCAGCGAAAAAACAAUGGACAGUUUGCCGAACCUACAGUGACUUUUGUAUGCUUGACAGACAACUUCAUGAGUGCGUUUAUAACCGAAGGUUUAGUGACUUGCCAGAACUUUUGCCAGAAGAACAAAACAAAAAAUCUAAGCAGGAAUUGGUGGAAUUACUGAGUCAGUACCUCAAGCGGUUUUCAGGGCUUGCCACCUGUUUAAUAAACUGUGGUUUAGUUCUUAAAUGGCUGGAGAUUGAUAACCUUGGCAACCGGCUGGUAACAAUGGACAACGGUGGCAUCAACACUCCAGCUGUUGCUGUUGCCCAUGCGAUCAAACGUUAUAAUGCUCAAGCUGUAGAUGAGAUAUCACUUGAGGUUGGAGAUAUUGUAUCGGUGAUAGACAAGUUUACCCCCGAUGUCUCAUCGUGGUGGCGAGGAAAGAAAUACUUUGAGGUUGGUUUCUUUCCAAGUGAAUGUGUAGAAAUAAUGGAAGACACGAUUCCUCCUUUUGUUAUAUCAAGAGUACUGAAACCAUCCAUUGUAAGAGAAACAUCUCUUCGUAAGCGUGGAUUGCUGAGAAUAUUAUUCAGGACAUUUAGGUCCAAUAAUAAAGUAUUUGGAAGUGACCUAACAGAGUAUCUGCUGAAAUCAGAGUGUGAUGUGCCACCAGUGGUGGAGAAGUGUACAGAAUUGAUUGAACAAUGCGGUAUUGUCGACAGUAUUUACCGCAAAGCAGGAGGAAAAUCACAUCUCAAGAAACUCAGGCAUGAGUUCAACAAGGGUCAUGAUCCUGAUCUGGUGGCUGAAUCGAGGAGCAGGAUUCAUACUAUCAGCUCCCUACUGAAGCUGUAUUUCCUCGAACUGCCGAAUCCACUUCUCACACACCAGCUGUAUGACAAGUUUAUUGAUGCCAUCAGUGACCAAAGAUACAAAUUAACGAAGUUACGUAAUGUUCUACAACAGCUUCCAUUGCAACACUUCAGAACUGCUGAAUACUUAAUGAGGCAUCUGGCUUAUGUAAUAGAACGUGACAGGCAUACUAACGUGAAGUUGAAAACCAUGGCUUUCCUUUGGGCCCCAAUUCUUCUUAGGUCUGCUGACAUGGAUCUGGAUGUGGUAGCCAGUGCUAAGCAGAGUGUUGUUAUUGAGUGUCUCAUCUGCUACAGCAGUCUUAUCUUCAAUGAGAAAGUUGCGCUGUAUUCCGUGUCCGACUUUCACACAUGUAAAGCAAAACCUGACAUGAAGUUGUUAAAUAUGUCAAAGUUGGAACCUGUGAUGACCUUAGAACAGGCGAGACAGAAGAAUGAGAUUAUCAAUAUCACACCAGUACGCGAUCCAACUCAGGUAUCAAACUCUUAAACAUCAGUAACAACUUAUCACUGGACUGUGGUGAUAACCUGCAAAACAGUGAGGAUGAAAUGUUAGUAUUCUUUACAAGAGAAAUAAUGUGGACAAAUUCACUACUGAUCAUAUUGGGACUUCUGGCUACUGUAUAGUACGCAACUCCAGACCAGUCCAUAAUGAGAAUAUUAAAUCAAUAAUUACUGGUAAAUAAAUAUAAAAACAAAUAA
Messenger RNA from Gigantopelta aegis, 1857 nucleotides. RefSeq names its product rho GTPase-activating protein 32-like. Gene Ontology annotation, molecular function: phosphatidylinositol binding; protein binding; GTPase activator activity. The record is from RefSeq and is a predicted model, not a curated record. Gene Ontology annotation, biological process: small GTPase-mediated signal transduction. Bases 32 to 1645 code for a protein of 537 amino acids. Lineage: Eukaryota; Metazoa; Mollusca; Gastropoda; Neomphalida; Peltospiridae. The transcript has 15 exons.